This is a messenger RNA of Xiphias gladius (swordfish), 2786 nucleotides long. It is a transcript of the gene gatm, whose product is annotated as glycine amidinotransferase (L-arginine:glycine amidinotransferase). Gene Ontology annotation, molecular function: amidinotransferase activity. NCBI's taxonomy places the organism in Eukaryota, Metazoa, Chordata, Actinopteri, Istiophoriformes, Xiphiidae. The transcript is spliced from 9 exons. Gene Ontology annotation, cellular component: mitochondrion. The record is from RefSeq and is a predicted model, not a curated record. Bases 59 to 1330 code for a protein of 423 amino acids.
GAGGUGGAUCCUGCGCUGCCGUGUGAUUUCACUGACACACUCACUAUUACAUUGGACAAUGCUGCGAGUAAGGUGUCUGAGAGGAGGUAGCAGGGGGGCCGAGGCUGCCCAUCUGAUCGGAGCCAUGCUUGGCCGGGCGGUGACUGGAUGGGUGCAGAGGGCUUUCGAGAGCACUUCGAGUGCAGCAGCUGCACAGCCGCGCCUUGCAGUUGAAGAGGAACACGUUACUGAGCCUGUGCACCAGGAAUGUCCUGUCUGCAGCUACAAUGAAUGGGACCCUCUCGAAGAGGUGAUUGUGGGCCGUGCUGAAAACGCCCAUGUGCCUCCCUUCACCGUGGAAGUGAAAGCUAACACAUACGACAAGUAUUGGCCCUUCUACCAGCAGUAUGGGGGCCAGUGUUUUCCUGCGGACCACUUGAAAAAAGCUGUUGCUGAGAUUGAAGAAAUGUGCAAUAUUCUGCGUCACGAGGGCGUCAAUGUGAGGAGGCCGGAACCCAUUGACUGGUCCCUGGAGUACAAGACGCCAGAUUUCACAUCGUCGGGCAUGUAUGCUGCCAUGCCCCGAGACAUCCUUAUGGUCGUGGGAAAUGAGAUUAUCGAGGCUCCUAUGGCCUGGAGAGCUCGCUUCUUUGAGUACCGGGCCUACAGACCUUUGAUCAAGGAAUACUUCAGUAAAGGUGCUAAAUGGACCACUGCUCCCAAACCCACCAUGGCGGAUGAGCUGUAUGAUCAGGACUACCCCAUCCGCACAGUGGAGGACAGACACAAGCUGGCUGCCCAGGGGAAGUUUGUGACCACGGAGCAUGAGCCCUGCUUCGAUGCUGCUGAUUUUAUUCGAGCUGGGAGGGACCUUUUUGUCCAGAGGAGUCAGGUUACAAAUUACAUGGGAAUUGAAUGGAUGCGUCGUCAUCUGGCCCCGGACUACAAGAUCCACAUAAUCUCCUUCAAGGAUCCUAAUCCCAUGCACAUUGAUGCCACUUUUAACAUCAUCGGGCCAGGGCUGGUGCUGUCAAACCCUGAUCGCCCGUGUGUCCAGAUUGAAAUGUUCAAGAAGGCCGGCUGGACUAUUGUGAAACCUCCAACACCUCUGAUUCCUGAUGACCACCCGCUGUGGAUGUCCUCCAAAUGGCUGUCCAUGAAUGUCCUGAUGCUGGAUGAGAAGCGCGUUAUGGUUGACGCCAAUGAAACCACCAUUCACAAAUUAUUUGAGAACCUCGGGAUCAAGCCCAUAAUGGUGAACAUUCGCCAUGCCAACUCUCUGGGUGGUGGCUUCCAUUGCUGGACAACCGAUGUCCGCCGCCGUGGUACCCUGCAGUCCUACUUCUACUAGCCUUGCCAGAAAUAGGCAGUUUUUAUUGAGCUUUGAAGAUUAAAGCCUAAAUCCGGAUUCUUAAUUCCAAUGUAACCGUCGAAUUUGUCAGUCAAUCACGUAUGUACACACAGGUUAAUGAAGGGAAGAGCUAUGUCACACAAAAAUCCUCUCCUAAUAUCAAAUCCUGUCUUAAAAAUUAUGUACAAUUGAAAUUUGCAUGUUUGGGCGUCAUCUUCUGCAACUCAAAGUCAAACCAACGGACGGUGUAAUCUUCAAAACUGUAUGAAACAAACUAAUAAUGGGGCAAUCAUAUCAUGACAGGUGGCACCAAAGUCCUUUUCCGGAUUGGAUCUUAAUGUCCCCAAAAAUGAACAUGUAUGAACUGUUUUGAUUUGACAUUGCUGUGCAUCACACUGCCUUUGCAAACAGCUUUGUUCAGCUAUAUUUAAAUGCUCAAUUGUAAGAAAUGAUCAUCAUCUUCCCUUCAGUCGGUAAUCUCAGUAUUAACUGCAUUUCUGGCCUGGCUAUUGUGAAGCUGAGAUGUUUGUGGCUCAUACAUCUGAAGAGCCAUAACUUUGAGGGCAAGGUACAAUUUGGUAUGUGAAUGUCAUCAAACUACGGGCACAGGAGGAGAGGAGCUACCUCCUCAGGAAAACGUGGACACCAUAAUUCUAUCUUUUUCCAAACUAUUUUUUUUUAUUUAAAGAAAUGUAUUAAAGUUAUUAUGUAGGUCAUUUAACAAUAUUCAUUUCUUAUUGGUGGUUUAUUAUUUUGUAAAGAUUUUAACUGAACAGACAAAGUUCUAUUUAUAUUUUUCAUACUCUUUACUGGUUUUCCUGACAAUUUGUGUUUUUAUAUAUUUACUCACAAAGUAUGAAGUCCAUAUCAGAUAUUGUAUACCUUUUGCCUCUGCCGUUUUCUCCUGUUGCAAAUCUAGGCCAGUUAUAUGCUACUAGUCAUUCUCACUGAACUGCUGGGCUGCUUUUUGUGUGCAAAGCAAAAAUGCCUAAAGACUGGAAGAUUGAUGUUAAAUGAUUCAUCCGCUGCAAAGAAAGUUAGAUAUAGAUUUUAACCUCUUGAAGUCUGCCUUGAUAUUUUUUUUUUUUUUUGAAAAGAUUAAUUCAAAGGAAGUUAUGGCUGAGCAGAGGAAUACAAGUGAUGUUUUGUAUUAUGCAACAUUAGGAAAUGUAAUUAAAAAGAGUUGUGUGUAUUUUUUGUGAUUGUGUAUUUUUUUUGAUUACAUUAUUAUUUUAAAUUUAACAUUUAUGUAGAUAUUUGUGAGUUAGCCAUUAGUGGUCCGAGAAAAUAUUGCAAAAUUGCAAAUCUUCACCCUUAAUCCAUAUCACCAGUGGUGUGAGAAGCACUGAGAUCUUUAAUACUACAUCUCUAAUACUACAAAUACUCUUGAAGUAAAAGUCCUGCAAUCAAAUGUAUAGGAGUAUUAUCUGUAAAAUGUACUUACAAUAGCAAAAGU